UCGGGUCCACGUGUCGCCCUCGGCGUGACGAAACUUCCGGCAGCCGAUAUGGCGGACGAAGUGGAGCUUGUAGAUAUUGAGGGAGAUGUAACCGACGUGAAUUUGGGGGACGCUGAAGGGAGAGAAAUAAUUCAAGAUCCUUAUCUACAGUCCGCAUGGAAAAACAGCAACGGGCUCUUACCCUGGACUCUAGACAGCUCUAUCAGUGCGGAGAACAGGGAGGCCAUAGAGAACAUGCUACUGGAAGAGGAGUAUUAUCUGGCUGGGAAGGAGCUGCCAAAGAGUAUGUGGGCGGGUGAGAAGCAGAAGGUGAAGAGGUCUCCUGUGAAACCCUCUGCGCAGCCUGUCCGCUGGGCCGAGGAGGAGAAGGAGCUCUUUGAGGCCGGACUGUCUCAGUUCGGCCGGAGGUGGACAAAAAUUUCCAAGCUCAUUGGCAGCCGGACCGUCCUGCAGGUUAAAAGCUACGCCAGACAGUACUUUAAGAAACAGACUAAGCUGGAGAACUCACCGCAUAAGAGCCCAGGGGCCCCUUGCGGAUCAGUGGGCAGGCCACCGCCCGGUGCUGCUGGCUCUGUCAAGGAUCACAGCACCAUGUUGUCCAAUGCGGUGCGGAUCGAGAGGCUGUCAGACGACGAGGAUGUGGACAUCACGGAUGACCUCGACGACGAACCGCUUCUGAGCAGUCAGGGGGAGCCGGUUGAACAAGGGCCUUCUGAAGAUGCUGCAGUCCAAAGUGUGGAGCCUCUGCCAGCCCCUUCUCCCCGGCCCUGUUGCUCUGUUGAGCUGACCCCAGAGGCUGCAUCUGAGGUGGUGGGUGAGGGUGUCGCACAUGCUCACUGCGACCCCACGUCUGCGGAGGAAACGGACCCCCAGCCAGCUGGGCCUGGCAGUGCAGAUGGAGGAUCUGCUUCCGAACGGGAGGACAGUAGUGGAGCAGGCCCAGCAGAGGGCAGCACGAGCCUGGAUGAUGAGUACGAGGAGGAGGACGAGGAGGAGGAAGAGCUGAAGGCCCCAGAACAAGAAGUUCAACUUGACCGAAGGGCCGUCACAGAGGAGGAGAAACAGGCCGUCUCUGAGUUCUUCGAGGGCCGUCCGUCCAAGACGCCCGAGAGAUACCUUAAGAUCCGGAAUUACAUCUUAGAGCAGUGGGAGAAGGUUAAACCCAAAUACCUGAACAAGACGUCAGUGCGCCCAGGCCUGAGGAACUGCGGUGACGUCAACUGCAUCGGGAGGAUACACACCUACCUGGAGCUCAUCGGCGCCAUCAACUUCGGCUGUGAGCAGGCCGUGUACAACCGGCCCAGGAUGGUGGAGCGCUCCCGGGCAAGGGAAGGCCGGGAUGCCCUGGAGGCGUACCAGCUGGCUCAGAGGCUGCAGUCUAUGCGUGCAAGGAAGCGGCGAGUGCGAGACAUGUGGGGAAACUGGUGCGACGCCAAGGACCUGGAGGGGCAGACCUUUGAGCACCUCAGCGCAGAGGAUCUAGCCAAAAGGAGGGAGGAUUCCUGUAAGCGGCAGCUGAAAGCCAGCAAGGCAUCCAGGCAGAGAAGCUCCUUUGACCCCUUCCAGCUGAUACCCUGCCAGGAGUUUGGCGAUGAAAAGCAGGAGCCGUUUCGGGUGGCUGUGUGUGCAGAGGCACUGAUCAUUAUGGACAUGCACUCGCACGUUUCCAUGGGGGAGGUCAUCGGUCUGCUGGGGGGCGAGUACAAUGAGGCAGGCAAAGUGCUGAAGAUCUGUGCCGCAGAGCCGUGCACCAGCCUGAGCACGGGAAUGCAGUGCGAGAUGGAUCCAGUGUCUCAGACCCAAGCGUCGGAGCAGCUGGCCGGCCGGGGCUACGACGUCGUCGGCUGGUAUCACUCGCACCCUGCAUUUGACCCCAACCCCUCCCUCCGUGACAUUGACACGCAGGCCAAGUUCCAGGGCUAUUUCUCCCGCGGCGGCGCCCCCUUCAUCGGGAUGAUCGUAAGCCCCUACAACCCCAGCAACACCUCGCCGCACUCGCAGACCACCUGUCUGGUGGUGAGUGAGGAGCAGGGCCCCGCAGGCUCUCACAGGAUCCCUUUUAAGUUUGAGAUCCACGAAUUGUGCGAGGAGCCGAAUUGGGUCCAAGUGAUGAAGAGAGCAGAGUGGAUAGUGAAAAAAUACAGAGCGUCUCACAGUUGCGUGCCGAUGGACAGAUUUUUCCGCAGAGAUUCCGACCUUACAUGCCUGGACAAAAUGUUGGCCUCCUUGAGGAAGUUCCUAGAGCAGCUGCAGGACAGCACCGUGGAGCAGUUCCUCAGUCAGGUGGAGACUCUGUUUCUCUUGGAAAUCUCGGCAAAUCAGAAGAGCGACCGGGGCGACUCGCCUACCUUAAAGCGUCAAGGACAGUCAGACGACAGCAUCGCGUUUUCUGCCGCGCCAUCUGACGGCGACGGCUUUUACGCACCCUCCCCGACUCUGGAAGGGGCGGGGGCUGAGGAACCAGCCAGUGAGGAUGGAGUCUCCUGUGAUGUGGCAGCCAGUGUGGGUGGGGUGUGAAGUGAGGGCUUAGAAGAUCCCGCAUUCCUUAUAAAAUCCACAGUAAAUGGCAGUGUUCCAUUUUUCCGUUUGUUUUUCAUGUUACACAGAAACUGUAUCUUCAAACAAAUUUCCAUACCAUUUCCCAAGGCUUGGAAUGCACUGUGUUUUAUAGCUUGUCAAUCACUAUAAGAAAAUAAGUGUGGUAGUUUAUCCCGUGAUGCAUUUCAAAUGUGCUGUAUGCAUCUUUGUUAAUCCACAAGUAAAAUGGUACAUCUCAGUAUUAACCCAGUAAACGGCCCUUAUACAUGUAA
Molecule: messenger RNA, 2810 nt
Organism: Brienomyrus brachyistius
Lineage: Eukaryota; Metazoa; Chordata; Actinopteri; Osteoglossiformes; Mormyridae
Gene: mysm1
Product: Myb-like, SWIRM and MPN domains 1
Exons: 20
Coding region: 49-2517 (822 amino acids)
Biological process (GO): double-strand break repair
Cellular component (GO): BRISC complex; BRCA1-A complex
Molecular function (GO): metallopeptidase activity; polyubiquitin modification-dependent protein binding
Source: RefSeq, a predicted model, not a curated record